AUGCUUGCUGAUGAUUUGAUACAUGAUUUAGUAAUUAAGGGUCCAGUGUCAAACCUUGAAUCUAUAGAAGGCGAUAGUGCGACGCUCUCGUGUGACACUUCCACUGACUCCGGUGAUGAAUUGAUGCUUCUCGUAUGGUACAAAAACAACGCGCCUAUAUUCAGCGCUUGGAUAAGUCCAACAUUUAACGCUGGUGGUCGACUGAAAGCGGAUGUGCUGCAGCAGCCGUCUACUAUCACCAUCUCGGAGUUGACGGAGCGCGACCAAGCACUGUAUCACUGCCGAGUCGACUUUCUGAUAGCACCAACCAGGAACAUCGGUGUUAACCUUACUGUCAUCGUGCUACCUAGCCAGCCUUUUUUCCUGGACGAACUGGGAAACAAAGUUAAGGACAAAAUUGGACCGUAUCACGAAGGAGACACUUUGGUACUCAGCUGCCUUGUUAUAGGAGGACGUCCACCUCCGCGCAUCAGCUGGUACUCCGGAAAGACUUUAGUGGACGCAUCAGACGGUGUAAGCGACAUACCCAGCGUGAGGGAGAACGAACUGUACCUGCCCCUCACUCGUGACAACGUGGAAUCGCUCACGUGUAAAGCAUCGAACACCCAUCUCAGACCACCAAUAGAAUCGAGCCUGCAAAUAGAAUUAUAUCGUAAGUAUUCCACUUCUUCAUCCUUUUACGCCCCCAUUUUAAGGGCACAGUCCUUCCUUAUGGAUGGUUAAGGAAGAUGGACCAUGACCCUCCGCGCUGACCCUAUGCGUAUUUUAAGAUAAUGCUUAACAUGCCUUCCAAAGCACGAAGCGUGAGAUGAUAUUUUUUGGUCACCCGUCCAACAAUUAAUUGCUUUGCAACAACGAACGCGGGCACCGGCGCUUUUCCACUACGCCACCAAACUACUAGUAUUCCACUAACCUAUAAAAUUUUCUCUAUUCUAUCGUAGAUUAAUACACUCAAAUAUAAUCAUAACUCAAAACCAAGGAUAG
Molecule: messenger RNA, 984 nt
Organism: Diatraea saccharalis (sugarcane borer)
Lineage: Eukaryota; Metazoa; Arthropoda; Insecta; Lepidoptera; Crambidae
Source: the annotation of a GenBank genome assembly